GGCGACGGCGUUCACCGGUAUACCUACCGGGACCUGAAAGGGCGGGUGAACCGGCUGUGCAACGCGCUUGAAGGCCUUGGGGUCGGCAAGGGCGACAGGGUUGGCACGUUCGGAUGGAACACAUACCGGCACCUGGAAGCCUAUUUCGCGCCGCCGACGAUGGGAGCAGUAACCCACACCACCAACAUCCGGCUGUCUCCCGAUGAUCUGACGUACAUAGUCAAUCACGCCGGGGACAAGACGUCGCUGCCUUCGGCGCACAUCUACGAGGACCUGCUGGAGGGUGCGUCUGACAUCUACGACCGUCCGGCCCUGGACGAGAACGACCCGGCGGGGCUCUGCUACACGUCGGCAACGACCGGGAGGCCCAAGGGCGUUACCUACACCCACCGGGCGCAGAUACUGCACGCGAUGAUGGAAUGCUCGGCCGACUCGGCAGGGGUGCGAGAGCGGGACGUGGUGAUGGCGGUGGUGCCGAUGUUCCACGCCAACAGCUGGGGCGUACCGUACUCGGCGACGAUGACCGGGGCGACCCAGGUGCUGACGGGCGUUCGCCCCGACCCCGCCUCCAUCUGCCGGUUGAUCAACGACCACCGGGUCUCCAUCAGCCUGGGCGUUCCCACGAUCUGGGUGGGGAUGCUGGACUUCCUUUCGCGCACCGAGGAGGAGUUUGACCUUUCCUGCCUGCGGAUGGUGGUGAGCGGCGGCUCGGCGGUGCCGCGGAGCAUGAUCCAGGCGUUCAAGGAGCGGCUGGACAUCGAACUGGUGCAGGCCUACGGGAUGACGGAGGCCACACCGCUGGUGUCCUUCAACCGCAUGGGCAGCCACCUGGACGGGCUGGGAGACGAGGACAGGCUGACUGAGCAGGGCAAGCAGGGCACACCGGUAUACGGCGUGGAGAUGCGGGUGGUCGACGAGAACGGGGUGGACCUGGACUGGGACGGCGAGCAGCGGGGCGAGCUGCUGUUCCGGGGUCCCUGGAUCGCUGCGGAGUACCUGAACGACCCGCGCAGCGACGAGACGUUCAUCGACGGCUGGUACCACAGCGGGGAUAUCGCCUCGCUGGACCGGUGGGGCAACAUCCAGAUCGGGGACCGGGUCAAGGACAUGGAGCGCCCGAUCGCCUGCGUGGUGGCGAACGCCGAGUACCGGGACUCGCUGGACAAGGGCGAGGUGCUGGACUUCAUCCGGCCGCGCUUCGCGUCCUGGUGGAUUCCCGACGAUGUGGUGUUCAUCGACGAGAUCCCCAAGACCAGCGUGGGGAAGUUCGACAAGAAGGUGCUUCGCGACCGGUUCCAGGAUCACCAGGCGGGACGCUAA
This is a messenger RNA of Geodia barretti, 1320 nucleotides long. NCBI's taxonomy places the organism in Eukaryota, Metazoa, Porifera, Demospongiae, Tetractinellida, Geodiidae. The record is from the annotation of a GenBank genome assembly.